This is a messenger RNA of Botrytis sinoallii, 783 nucleotides long. RefSeq lists its product as uncharacterized. The transcript is spliced from 3 exons. Bases 1 to 783 code for a protein of 260 amino acids. Lineage: Eukaryota; Fungi; Ascomycota; Leotiomycetes; Helotiales; Sclerotiniaceae. The record is from RefSeq and is a predicted model, not a curated record.
AUGUUCUUCAAGAAGAAGACCUCAGUGGUACCUACCAAAUCGAAGGUUCUCGUCCCCCUCUACAUUUACCCUUCCCCUGGUGCAUGGGGACGGUUAAUUCAAAGCAUUUCUACGUAUCCGGGUCUUGAAUUCAUCAUCGUGGUCAAUCCUCACAAUGGCCCUGGACAAUCACUCGAUAGUAACUACCGAAGAGAAAUCCAACAAUUAAACUCAUAUCCUAAUGUUACGGUUGUCGGCUAUGUCUCUACUGCAUAUGCAACCAGGCAAUAUCCCGACAUUCUAGAAGAUGUCAAAACUUACGCCGCUUGGAGGCUCGAAGAUGAUGGGCUCGGCGUUCGAGGCAUAUUUUUCGAUGAAACGCCGAACCAAUGGUCCGCCUCAAACGAAACAUUUCUAGCAAACAUUAACGCUGCUGUAAAAGGCAGUUCUGGUCUAGGAGCAGAGCCUCUUGUCAUUCACAAUCCAGGAACCGUCCCUCACAAGAAACUAAUGUCCGGACAAUGUUUACCAGAUAUCAAUGUGGUGUUUGAAGCAACUCACCAGACGUAUCGGGAGAAUGCUUGCGAGAAAGCCCUCACGGAUCUUAAAAUGGACCCAGGACGUUUGGCGUGCUUGAUGCACUCUGUACCAGAAUCUUUGAUGUCCACACAUUCCGACGUUGCAUCGGAGACUCAAAAGCUGAGGUCGAUUGUGGGGACAUUGUAUAUCACUAGUCAGGCAACAGAACUCUAUACUGGCUUGGGGGAGCAUUGGGAAAAUUUCAUCCGGGCUGUUAGUCCCUAA